Messenger RNA from Phragmites australis (common reed), 1727 nucleotides. RefSeq names its product ribulose bisphosphate carboxylase/oxygenase activase, chloroplastic. Gene Ontology annotation, molecular function: ATP hydrolysis activity; ribulose-1,5-bisphosphate carboxylase/oxygenase activator activity; ATP binding. Gene Ontology annotation, cellular component: thylakoid; chloroplast stroma. NCBI's taxonomy places the organism in Eukaryota, Viridiplantae, Streptophyta, Magnoliopsida, Poales, Poaceae. The transcript is spliced from 6 exons. The record is from RefSeq and is a predicted model, not a curated record. The coding region runs from base 128 to 1417 and encodes 429 amino acids.
ACGUGCUCUGUAUUUAAGUCCUAUCACGGCUCGACCUCUAUACUCUGAGCAGCAGCGUCGGCGGCGGCCAUCACCGAUCACUGUAAGUGCGCCUAGCAAGUUCAACCAAGCAGCAGCAGUAGCAGAGAUGGCGGCCGCCUUCUCCUCCACCGUCGGAGCUCCGGCCUCCACACCGACCAGCUUCCUCGGGAAGAAGCUCAAGAAGCAGGUGACCGCGGCCGUGAACUACCAUGGCAAGAGCUCCAGCGCCAACAGGUUCAAGGUCAUGGCCAAGGAGCUUGACGAGAGCAAGCAGACCGACCAGGACCGGUGGAAGGGCCUCGCCUACGACAUCUCCGACGACCAGCAGGACAUCACCAGGGGCAAGGGCAUCGUCGACUCCCUCUUCCAGGCGCCCAUGGGUGACGGCACCCACGAGGCCGUGCUCAGCUCCUACGAGUACAUCAGCCAGGGGCUCAGACAGUUCAACUUGGACAACACCAUGGACGGCUUGUACAUCGCCCCGGCCUUCAUGGACAAGCUCGUUGUCCACCUCUCCAAGAACUUCAUGACCCUGCCGAACAUCAAGGUGCCACUCAUCCUGGGUAUCUGGGGAGGCAAGGGUCAGGGGAAAUCCUUCCAAUGCGAGCUUGUCUUCGCCAAGAUGGGCAUCACCCCCAUCAUGAUGAGCGCCGGAGAGCUGGAGAGCGGCAACGCCGGAGAGCCAGCCAAGCUCAUCAGGCAGCGGUACCGUGAGGCUGCGGACAUCAUCAAGAAGGGCAAGAUGUGUGCUCUCUUCAUCAACGAUCUCGACGCCGGUGCUGGUCGCAUGGGCGGGACGACGCAGUACACCGUGAACAACCAGAUGGUGAACGCCACCCUCAUGAACAUCGCCGACAACCCCACCAACGUGCAGCUCCCCGGCAUGUACAACAAGGAGGAUAACCCCCGCGUGCCCAUCAUCGUCACCGGUAACGACUUCUCCACCCUCUACGCGCCACUCAUCCGCGACGGUCGUAUGGAGAAGUUCUACUGGGCUCCCACCCGCGAGGACCGGAUCGGUGUCUCCAAGGGUAUCUUCCGCUCCGACAACGUCCCCGAUGACGCCAUUGUCAAGAUCGUCGACACCUUCCCUGGGCAGUCCAUCGACUUCUUCGGUGCCCUGCGUGCCCGGGUGUACGACGACGAGGUGCGCAAAUGGGUCGGAGAGACCGGAGUGGAGAACAUCGGCAAGAGGCUUGUCAACUCCCGGGAGGGCCCACCGACCUUCGAGCAGCCCAAGAUGACGGUGGAGAAGCUCUUGGAGUACGGGCACAUGCUGGUGCAGGAGCAGGAGAAUGUCAAGCGUGUGCAGCUUGCUGACAAGUACCUCAGCGAGGCAGCUCUUGGUGCAGCUAACGAGGAUGCCAUCAAGUCUGGUGCCUUCUACCAGCAGUAGAACAUUAUAUUGCUAGGCGGCCGGCCGGCCUGCAUAGGAUCCAGGAGGUAAAGCAGCGCAGCAAGUUGAUGUUCCUGACCGGAAGGUUGCACCGACCAGGGUACCAACGACGGCAGCUUCCUUUACAACUUUUAAGCUUAAUUGCCAUUUUUUUACUCCCGAUGUUAGUUUUACUCUUUGUACUAAAAUACCGGAUCCGGUAGCUGGGCAUGAAAAGUUUUUGUCAAUAUAAAGAUAUAUAUGGGCUGUAUUAAUUGAUUUGGUAUGUACAAAAGAGUAAAAGAAUAUCUAUCAUUUAAUUUGCCUCUCA